GCCGCUAGGGGUAGCGGCGGCGGCGGCUGGGGCCUGAGAGCGCGACUUCUUUGAAGGCUCAGGAACCCUACAGAGUGGGGACGUGGGGAGGUAAGAGGGUGAGAAAACCAGCGGGAGAGGAGGGCGGCGCCGGAGGAGGGCGGCGCUUGGCUGACUCAUCCCUCUGGAAGAUCAGACUGACAGACUCAUACACUCGCGGAUCCCGCCCGCCCGCACCGCUUCUCCUCAGCCGGGAGGCGCCCGCCCGCACCGCCCGCACCACCCCGCCCGCCCUCUCCAGGAGCUCUCGGAGCCCGGCCGGCUCAGAAAGUUUUUCUCGUCGGAGAGGCCGGAACCGUCGCGGGCCUUUUGGAAGAGAAGGGGAACGGAAGAGGAGGCGACGGCUGCGCGGGCCCGCGGAGUGCAUGGUGCUCGGCGCCUCGGCUGCCGGUCAGGAGGACCUCGGGGCGGGGUCGGGCUGAGCCCAGCUCCUUCUCCCCUCAGUCUCGCCAGAAAUCGCCCGCCCAGACUGCCGCGGGGGUCCCCGCUCCUCAGCUCGCCAUGUCCCGGCUGCUGCCGCUGCUGAGGAGCCGGACCGCGCGCAGCCUGAGGCCGGGCCCGGCCGCCGCGCCCCACCCGCCGUCCUGGUGCUGCUGCGGGCGGGGGCUGCUGGCGCUCGCGGCCCCCGCCGGCCCCCGGGGGCUGGGCACCCACCCCAAGAAGGAGCCCAUGGAGGCGCUGAACACGGCGCAGGGCGCGCGCGACUUCAUCUACAGCCUGCACUCCACCGAAAGGAGCUGCCUGCUCAAGGAGCUGCACCGCUUCGAGUCCAUUGCCAUCGCCCAAGAAAAAUUGGAAGCUCUACCACCUACCCCAGGACAGCUGAGAUAUGUAUUCAUCCACAAUGCGAUACCUUUCAUAGGGUUUGGCUUUUUGGAUAAUGCAAUUAUGAUUGUUGCAGGCACCCAUAUCGAGAUGUCUAUUGGAAUUAUUUUGGGGAUUUCUACUAUGGCAGCUGCUGCUUUGGGAAAUCUUGUGUCAGAUUUAGCUGGACUUGGACUUGCAGGGUAUGUUGAAGCUUUGGCUUCCAGGUUAGGCCUGUCAAUUCCUGAUCUCACACCAAAGCAAGUUGAUAUGUGGCAAACACGUGUUAGUACACAUUUGGGCAAAGCUGUUGGGGUGACUAUUGGCUGCAUUCUAGGAAUGUUUCCUUUGAUUUUCUUGGGAGGAGGUGAAGAAGAUGAAAAACUGGAAAAGAAAAAUUAAUCUUAGAAUACCUAUAAAAAGAUGUAAACUAAUGUACCUCAGUUAUUAAAAUAUGCUGUCACAACAUUUAGGAAUUAAGACAGUAACAGUGUAUAGAUAUGGGAUCAAAUAAUUCAGCAUGUAUUAUGGAAAACACUAACUUAUUGUGGCUUGAUCUUCUUAGGACACCUUUUUUAAACAAAUGUCUAGUAUCAUUUGUGUGUAAAUUGUUGAAAUGCUUUUUCAUCAAUGGCAGUCAACAUUUUAUUUUUUUCUUUCUCUUUAUAUAUCAAUAUUAUUUAAGUAUUGGUCAUUGAUGUACUGUAUUGACUUGGGGUUUGUUUAUUUGUUACUUAAUAUGUGUACAUGCAUGAAAGCAUUUUUUUGUUGUUGUUCCCUGAUGAUUACAAUUCAACCUUGGGAUUUUUCCAAAUUCCUUAAGAUGUUUAAUAUCAGUUAUAGAUUUUUUUAUGCCCUUUUUGACAACAUCAAUUUUGUACUGUUUCACAGUAAACAUUUACAAU
This is a messenger RNA of Propithecus coquereli (Coquerel's sifaka), 1748 nucleotides long. It is a transcript of the gene TMEM65, whose product is annotated as transmembrane protein 65. Gene Ontology annotation, biological process: regulation of cardiac conduction; cardiac ventricle development. The record is from RefSeq and is a predicted model, not a curated record. Lineage: Eukaryota; Metazoa; Chordata; Mammalia; Primates; Indriidae. The coding region runs from base 541 to 1245 and encodes 234 amino acids. Gene Ontology annotation, cellular component: mitochondrion. The transcript has 7 exons.